CUCUGGCGGCGCUGAGCUCCCCAACCCGGGCGCUGUGCUCCGUCCCUGCCCGCCGCGCCUCCACGGGGCGGGGCCUGCGGUGAGCGCGUUACUUACGGACUGCCGGCAGGUGCGGCUCCGCAGGUCUGGUCUCCAGAGUCUGUGUGGCCGCUUAGACGAUUCUGCGUUGAUAUCAGCGGGGCGCUGGGCUCUUCACACCCCCUUGCUGAGGCCACGGGAGGGCGCGGAGACCGGGAUUUGGUGGAGCCCCGGCGUCUUUGUAGCCAGUUCUGCAGACACUUGUUAAGUACUUUGUAGCUGUCGCGGUGACUGUAAUCUUUUGAAGUUAGAAGUUAAAUAAGAAGUUGCUGAAUGGGCGGAGAGAGUGCUGACAAAAUGGAAAAAAAAACUGACAGCACCUGACUGUUCCUCUUCAUCGUAACAGAGCGGAGGGGAUACCAUACUGAAGAUAAAUUGCAGCUAUGGCUGCUGUUUAUUCUGGCAUUUCUGUUAAGCUUAAAAGCAAGACUACUUCCUGGGAAGAUAAAUUAAAACUAGCUCACUUUGCUUGGAUUUCCCACCAGUGCUUCCUUCCAAAUAAAGAACAAGUGUUACUUGAUUGGGCAAGACAGUCUUUGGUUGCCUUUUAUAAGAAAAGACUUGAACUGAAGGAAGACAUUGUUGAAAGACUUUGGAACUAUAUAGAUAACAUUCUACAUAGCAGAAAAUUGCAGAAUCUCCUCAAGAAUGGAAAGACAAUUGACCUUCAGAUUUCCCUAGUCAAGACCAUCAAUGAGAGAAUAACCGACUUUUCUCUUUCGGGAUCCCAAAGAAACAUCUGUGCUGUGCUGAGCUGCUGCCAGGGCAUCCUCUCAACGCCCGCCCUUGCUGUCAUCUACACAGCUAAACAGGAGCUGAUUGUGGCCUUGCUGAGCCACCUGUGCUGGCUGGCUUGUAGGCAGCCAGAAGGAACCGUGGUAGCCCAGUUAUUUGAGGUCAUUCACCUGGCCCUUGGCCAUUACCUCUUGAUCCAGAAGCAGCAGGUCAAUCCACGACGUGCCUUUGGAGAGGUGACUGGACACCUGCUGCAGCCCUGCCUGGUUCUGAGGCACUUACUUUCAGGAGGCACAUGGACACAGGCCAGCCAUGGUCAGCUGCGGCCAACAUUGAGCAGGGAUGUCAGAAAUCAGAUUGAGACCAUGCUUCGAGGGGGAGCUUUUCAGCCUGAGCUGCUCUCAUCCUACAAAGGGGAGCUCCUUGACCAGCAGCAAGAUGACUCAAAGAUGGGGACCAUGAAGAAUCUUCUAGCUCCCUUGGAUACCGUGAUUGCCAGACUGGUAGAUGCUGGUUACUGUGAACCAUCUCUUCAUGCUGCUGUUGUAGCCAAUUCAGUGGCUUUGCUAUAUAAGCUUUUUCUAGAUUCUUAUUUUAAGGAUGGGAACCAGUUUCUCUGCUUCCAAGUACUCCCGAGGCUGUUUGGCUGCUUGAGGAUUUCACACUUGAAGGAAAAGCAGAUAAAAACCCUGACUAUGUCAGAUUGGACCACAGAACUCCUGGUUGUGGAACAGCUGCUGAACUCGGUGACCACCAACAACAUCUACAACAUUGCAGAGGAUAGAAUCCGGCACGGAGAGACUCAAUUCCACUUCUACCGCCGUUUGGCUGAGCUGCUGAUAAACCAUUCACAAGCAUCUGUGCCAGCCUGGUUCCGCUGCCUCAAAGUUUUGAUGUCUCUGAAUCACUUGAUUUUAGAACCAGAUCUGGAUGACCUGCUGGCUUCAGCGUGGAUUGAUGCAGAAGUAACAGAAUUUCGAACCAAAAAGGCCCAGGAGAUGCUUAUUCACACUCUUUUCCAGACGUAUGCUAAACUCCGACAAGUAUCCCGAUUGUUUGAGAAAGUUUUGGGGGUGAUCUGUCUUCCAGCUGCAGAGAUGCUGAGGCAACCUGUACUGGCCUCGGGCCCCUCCACAGUGCUCUCUGAGUGCCUCUUGGAGUUGCCUCUGAGUCAGAUCUUGGACACUUGGUCCCUCCUGCUGGACCAGUUCCAGUCUUUGGUUUUACCUUCUUUGCAGACUGAUGUGGACAUGGCCCUAAAGUCACUGUCCCUGAGCUCCCUGCUACACUGCAUCAUGUUCAAUAUGAAGAGCCUGGACAACAGCACACCUCUGCCUGUUGUCAGAAGAAUGCAGCGCACCAUGGAGAGGAUGCUCCGAGAGCUUGUAAAGCCCCUGCUGGACCUUCUAGACCCUCAGGGCCCAGAACCUGAGUUGUGGCUCCAGAAGGUUAGUGACUCUGCACUCCUGCUCGCUUGCACCUGGGCCCAGGUUGACACCAUGCUCAGUUUAAACUGCAGCCAGUAUCACUCUUUGGCUGAGGCCCUUCCAGAUGUUGAUCUGGAGAUUUCCGACCUCCCUUCAUUGCUUCCAGGUAUAGAAACACACCUUUGGAAGAAGAUAGAAAAGUUGACAGCACAGUUUGAUUCCCUUGGCAGGCAUUGCUUAGAACAGCUCUAUCUGCAGAAAAUGAAACGGACAUUAAUGCAUGCUGGUUUCCAGUCUGAAGGAGCUCUCCACGCUUUGAGGCACGAUGCUGCCUACAUUCUCAGUGCUGGCAGAGAUAGCUUGAAUCAUAGGGCAGCAGCUUCCUGGGAUGGCCAGGUAGGGACAGUGAGUGCACUCACAUACCCCAUAGCACACUGGCACUUGAUUGUGUCGAAUCUCACAAUUUUAUUGCCCUAUCUUUAUCCAGAUGAUAUGAAGUACUUGGCGAGUGUCCUGCUAAGCACUCUACCUAUAAGCAAAGCCCAGGAAGGCUCAGCAGAUGAGGAGCCACAUAUCACACUUGAAAAAAUAUCCCAGGCUAUUUUUCACAGCCCUCUCUUUCCAGAAAUGCAGUCCCUACAUUCUGCUUUCUUAAUGCGCCUGUCUGCAAGGUGUACUAGUAUUUUGUGUUCUGGCGCCCAGACUGAAGCAUGCCACCUCCACCAGCAGUUGCCUUGGCUUUUUGAAAAGGACCACGUGGUUGUGACUCUUUGGGAAAACAGAUUUGCAAAAGUUGGACCUGAAGGUGUAGAGACAAGAGGAGAAAUUGCCCAAAACUUACUAUCCUUGAUCAAGAGUGACUUCCCCAUUCAGCUGGAGGGAGAACAAUUAGAAAGCAUCCUGGAGCUUUUGGAAGUUAUUUCUGCUCUACAACUGGAUAGUCUCUCGACUCCCUAUCACCUCCAUUAUUUUCUUGUGUUACUCUCCAUGACCAUCGCGGAGUUGGGAGACUCUUGCUCCUCCUCACUCAUCUUGAGGUUUUUGAUGACUUGCUACCAGCUUCUGGGCCAUCUACAAAGGGGGAAAAGUGCCCGCUCAGUGCUCAAGAUUAUGUAUGCUAGUGAUAUUUUUGAGAUUGUACUGACCUCAUUGUUCAAAGCCAGUAGUAGAUUUCCCAUUGCUGUGGAUGACCCCUUUUGGUUGGAAUUCCUCCAGGUGGUAGGGACAUUCUUAGAACAACUGAUGCGGAUGAUUGUCCAGAUAAAGCUGAACUUGGUGCUCAAUUUUGGGAAAAUCGUUGCUUUUCUCUCACAUUGCAAACUGUAUACGGAAGCAACUUCAGGCAAACAGUUGGAAAAUCAGAAUCUUCUGGGUAGGCAGCUCCUUCUGCUGUCUUUAACCAAGUUGUGCCAAGUCCUGGGGCCUUUUGUCAGAGAGCCAAAGCAGCAGCACGAGGUCCCGGAAGGGCUGCCAGAGCUGUUGCACCAGGCCAUUCUCCAGACCGGAGCCCUGCUGCAGCUCUGCUCUGCGGGCAGGGUGCAGGCAUGGCGCCUUCCUGCUGCCUUCAUCUCCUCGGUUGUCACGCUCUUAGAAGCACAUGUGGGCCAGGACUCCGGGUACAGACGGCUGGAGCUUUCCCCAAAGACUGAUGGCACGCUGCUCUCCCAUACUGCCCUCUACCAGGCCGUGUACUCCCAAAUACUGUCAGAGUUGCCGGGGCUAGCGGGAAACAUUCCUUCUUUCCAGGCAGCUGUGCGCUUUUUCACUCUCUUCUUCUUGAAGCCAGAACUCCAUCCCAAGAAGGAUUCUGUUUUUACCUCCACGUUUCAUUCUGUGAGAAAAGUUCUCGCAGAUCCUGCAAUUCCAGCUCAUGUAUUUCAGGAUAUUGAACCUCAUUUGGGAAUCUUGUUCACCCAAAUGUUAGAGGUUGGGACCACGGAGGACUUUAGGAUGGUGAUACAGUGCAUCCUGCAAGGACUAGAUGUCAGUAAUGCAUGGAAGGCGGACGUGCAGACCAUUUUGUCAGCUGUUAUGUUGAUCAAGUUGCUUCUGAACUGUCUGUCCAGUGGAGAGAAAGCGAGUAUGUUCUGGCGUGCGUGCCCCCAGAUCAUCACGGCUCUAACUCUGCAAAACCGAGAGGCUUGUCAGGAGCAGCCUGUGCCCCUCAACGUGGUUGGGCCCAUUUUGGAUGUUCUGGCUGCGCUGCUGCGGCAAGGGGAAGACAACAUCAGCAACCCACACCAUGUCAGCCUGGCCUUCAACAUCCUGCUAACGGUUCCUCUGGACCACCUGAAGCUUCCCGAGUAUGGGACCAUUUUCCCGAAGGUGCACAACGUGCUCUUCUCGAUCCUGCAGUGUCACCCAAAGGUAAUGCUGAAAGCCAUCCCUUCUUUCUUGAACUGUUUUAAUAGAUUGGUGUUUUCAGUUAUUCAUGAAGGACGACAGAAAGACAAAGGAAGCUCUGAUGACUGGCCAGUGAUCCUAGAGUGUGCCCGCCUGGUGGAAAGGAUGUACAGCCACAUCGCAGCUCGGGCUGAAGAGUUUAAGGUCUUCUCCCCCUUCAUGGUGGCCCAGUAUGUCACAGAGGUGCAGAAGGUCACCUUGUACCCAGCGGUGAAGGGCCUUCUGCAGGAGGGCAUUUAUCUCAUCCUGGACCUCUGCAUUGAGCCAGACGUCCAGUUCCUACGGGUGUCACUGCAGCCAGGACUGAGAGAUGUCUUUAAGGAGCUGCAUAAUGACUAUAUGAAGUACCACAAGGCGAAACAAGAAGGCGAAAGGAGAUACACGGCGUAAGGCUUGUCCUGGCAGUGCUGCUGGUGCUAGAGAGGCUCUGCCCAUGCUCUGCAAGGUGGAGAAUGACAGCUCUCAGAUCUUGGGAUUCGCAGUGUUGAAAUAUGUGGAAAACACCGUUGGGUUUAUAUGUUUAUAUUUUAUGGUAUGUUUUUCACACUAAGUAUUUUUUUAACAUUUUUUUUGUACACUGAAUAUUGUAACAGAUACCUGAAAAUAGACCUUGGAAUGAGGUGAACUCAAUAAAAAAUUGCUGACUCUCUCUCAUGGCAGUCCCAGAGGUGCUGCCCAUCUCCACCUGUGCUUUGGUGUCCCUCUCCCCACUAGGACAUAUUUGGAACUUGUUUUUUACUUUAGGUACCUGGUGAUGUGACUCAGUUACAUUUAAAUGGCUUUGCUUUUCCUUUCUUCAAGUAACUUGGGAAGUGUUCUUGAAGUGCCACUUUUUCUGCCUUCCCUCUGCGUAUAUUUUCCAGUGGUACUGGGGAGAGUUAACGCUUCGUGACUGUGGGAGCUGCGGUGCCUGCUCCCAGCAGGAGAGGCACCGGCACGCAGGCAGAUGCUCUUUGGUAAGGGCGCUGGGCUCCGGCUCUCCUGUCUGCUCUUUCUGCUUCCACUCAGUGAAGUUUGUUUUGGAAUUUUUUUCCUUCUAUUCAGAGUGAAAAAUAAUUUUAAUAUUUUUUAUUACCUAAGCAAUAUUUUUCAUUGUAACAACCUCAGAAAAUAAAACUAAAAGGGAAGAAAUUUAAAACACAGUCUCAGCUGUUUGGAAAGCUGCUGUCACCUCCUUGGAUACCUUGUUUUCAUGUCUUGGUGUGUGUGCAUGUGUGUAAAUAUAUGGUUAUGUGUAAUAUAUAUUAUUGCCAAAUUGGAUCAUAAAUAUGUUUUUUCUUACUUUUUUUUGGUUUUAGUUACUUAAUAUUUUUCCUGUUCAAUAUUCCAGAAACAUCUUUUCCAUGAAGAUGUUUGCCAUACUUUUUAAAGGUUGUGUAGUCAUCCAUUGAGUUGACGCAGCUCUUUUAUUUAAUAAAUCCCCCAUGCUUAGUCUUUUCAAACUUUCUUUUACGGUUAGUGCUUAUAGCUAAAUCAUCCCUUCUGUCUUUAGUUGUUUCCGUAAGAAUGCCGGUAGGUUGUAUUGCUUGUCAAGGAAUCUUACCAGUUUUUAAGGCUUUAUAUAAAUACUACCAAAUUGCCUUCCAGACAGUACACUAAUUUAUU
Messenger RNA from Talpa occidentalis (Iberian mole), 6248 nucleotides. It is a transcript of the gene URB2, whose product is annotated as URB2 ribosome biogenesis homolog. Gene Ontology annotation, cellular component: nucleolus. The record is from RefSeq and is a predicted model, not a curated record. The coding region runs from base 462 to 5033 and encodes 1523 amino acids. The transcript is spliced from 11 exons. Gene Ontology annotation, biological process: ribosome biogenesis. Lineage: Eukaryota; Metazoa; Chordata; Mammalia; Eulipotyphla; Talpidae.